Messenger RNA from Penicillium cataractarum, 3309 nucleotides. RefSeq names its product putative protein kinase. Bases 1 to 3309 code for a protein of 1102 amino acids. Gene Ontology annotation, molecular function: ATP binding; cyclin-dependent protein serine/threonine kinase activity; cyclin binding. The transcript is spliced from 3 exons. Gene Ontology annotation, biological process: transcription elongation by RNA polymerase II; protein phosphorylation; positive regulation of transcription elongation by RNA polymerase II. NCBI's taxonomy places the organism in Eukaryota, Fungi, Ascomycota, Eurotiomycetes, Eurotiales, Aspergillaceae. The record is from RefSeq and is a predicted model, not a curated record. Gene Ontology annotation, cellular component: nucleus; cyclin/CDK positive transcription elongation factor complex.
AUGGCUGGGUCCCGUAGGAGUCCGGUGCUGAGAGACCCGAGAAGCGGCGAUCCAGACCGUGAUACCCGGGACAGGGACCGUCGCAGAGGUCGAGGAUCGAAUCGAGAUCGGGGCAGAAGUCGCUAUCGUGAUCGAGGUGGCCGCCAGUCGCGACCAAAUGACCGCCAUUUCGACUAUCCCAAUCGAUCGCCACCAUCACGCGCCUCCCGCUUCGGCCCUGAUCCAUCUCGUGCUUCGAAUGACUUUCCUCUGGAUCGAUCGCCUCCGCGUGGUUCUCCCGGUCCUGAUUCAGGAUACCGCGACACUCGACGGUUGGACCAUGACCACCCCCGACCUUCAUCAUCUGGCGACCUGAGGAACGCGCAUACAUCUGGGCCCAUCGGCAAGGAUACUCAGGGUUUCCGGCGCGACGACUCACCGUUCGGGCCACCCUCUAAACGGAAAAGAACUCGCAGUCCCUCUCCUCGCGGCCAGCGCUCUCAAUUUCCCCAACGUCGUUCAUCAUUUGCGAAAAACGGCGACAGACGCGACCGAAGCCCCCCACCUGGUAGCCGACCGCGCUUCCCAGGACGUGGUGCCCCUAGAGGGCGCUCUCCUCAUCGGGGUCGAGAUCGCCGAGGGAAAGACCGUCGUCGACAUGAUGUCCCGCGCUCAGGCCGUUCGAGAUCACCCGUUCGGGACAGGGAAUUUCGUCCGUCCCCUGACCGCCGGCCUCGAUCGCCUACCGACGACUACAGCGACAGAGAUUCUCGAUAUCGGUCUCGUUCUCUAUCUCGGCAUUCCGCACGAUCUGUGGUAUCGAAAGCAUCCGCGUAUUCCUCCCAUUCCAGAGGUGACGAGGGUAUGCACUCGAUAAGACCUAUCAAGGGCGCUGAAGACGACCAUGGUCGUUCACUUUCGCCUUAUCGACGAAACUUGAGUCCUAAUGGCAGCAAUAAAGUCGUCUCUAGUAAGAGCCGAGCCAACUUACGGGACGCUUUCCCAAUGCUUGAUAUGCGUGCAUCUGAUGUCCACAAUAAGCAACGGCACCGGCCAUCACGACCACACCUAGAGACCGGCUCCUAUUCGACUUCACCACAUUUGAAAACACCAACAAGAUCUCAUCAUGGGUCUCCUCAGCCAGAGUCUCCUUCUGGUGGACGAGGUGGCUGGAAGGGCCCGCCAUCACAUUCGGUAUCUGGUCACUCUCCAAACCAUCGACAAGAUGGGCACUAUUCACACAACGCCCCUUCUGAACCGCACUACCAAAGUCACCAUGGUCCGUCCAACGGCUUGUCCGACCACCAUCCUCAAUCCUCUCAUGGCGGUCCACCCCGCCGAGGUGGAUCUUCUGACCACCGGGGGCAUCAAGCUAGUCGCGAAUCAGACCGCCGGCUUUCCGGCUCUGGUCCCAGCGGUCCUGCAAAUCGUGGUGGGCAUGGCCAUUUCAAUAGUUCACUAUGGACUGCCUCUGGAUCUCAUGGCCGUGGCGGUGGCCCGCCUAGCCCCCGUGUAGCACAUGCGCACGGCUCACCAGCCACUUCUACUCGGCCACAGUCAGCAAAUGGCCCGCAGUCUCCUCGUGCGGUUGAGCCCGAGAACCGGCCAAUUUCCGGAGCCAGGGCCUUCCAAAGAGAUGAUGGUCGAGCUCCGCAUGCAUCGGAAGAGUCUAACAAGCAGAACAUGCCUCCUCCAGAUCGUGAACCCCAGGUUUCAACCCCGGCAGAGAAGGGCGGGAAAUUCAGCUUUACCUUCAAGGCGAAAACUACACCUACGCCUGCUCCAAAGCCUGUUCCCGAUCUUGCGCAACGAAUGCAAGUACGUGAGCCACCACCUCGCGCGCCUCCAGCUGAUCCGCCAACCCCUCGGAAUCGGUUGACCAAUGGGCCAAUGCCCAAGUACCCUAACAAGCCUGAUCCUCGGUAUGACCGUCGGGAUCGGGGGCGGGAUCGAGGUCGUGAUCGAGGUCGCGAUUCGCGAGAUCGCCGGGAUUUCCGGGAUCAGCGAGAACCGCGAGACUUCCAUGGUGAUCCCCGGGAUCGAAGAGAUGACCGCCGGCAUGAAAAUCGUCGUGACCGACGAAAACAUGACCGUCGGCCCGAUGUGCGAGAAGACCGCCGUAAGGAACCAUCUCCAGAGCCUCCGCGAGAUGUGCCACCAAAGCAGAAGAAGAUUCUUACUCGUGUUAAACCACGGCCGAGAUUACCAGAGGAAUUCGCAAAUGCCGAUUCCGUUUACUACCGGAAGCCGGGUAACGAGUCUGUCAUUGGUGCUGGUACAUACGGCAAGGUGUUCAAAGGCAUUCAUGUCUACACUCAACGCAAGGUUGCGCUCAAGAAGAUUCGAAUGGAAGGCGAGAAAGAUGGCUUCCCCGUGACCGCCGUGCGAGAGAUCAAAUUGCUUCAACACCUCCGCAACCACAACGUGGUUAGUCUGCUGGAAGUGAUGGUUGAGAGAAAUGAGUGCUUCAUGGUCUUUGAAUAUCUCUCGCACGAUCUCACAGGUCUGAUCAAUCAUCCCACCUUCUCUCUCACUCUCCCACACAAGAAAGAUCUAGCCAAGCAGAUGUUUGAAGGACUAAGCUACCUUCACCACCGUGGCGUGCUUCACCGAGAUAUAAAGGCUGCCAAUAUCCUGAUCAGCAAUACCGGCCUGCUGAAAUACGCAGACUUUGGUCUGGCGCGUUUCUUUUCGAAGAGCCGUCAGCUUGACUAUACUAACCGAGUGAUUACUAUCUGGUACCGGCCCCCGGAACUUCUUCUGGGUGAGACACGGUACGGCCCCAGUGUUGACGUCUGGAGUGCAGCAUGCGUGUGCAUGGAGAUGUUUACCAAGAAGGCCGUCUUCCCCGGCGAGGGCAGCGAACUUAGUCAGCUCGACAAGAUCUACAACUCUUUGGGUACCCCGACACGGACCGAAUGGCCGGACGUUGUGGAAAUGCCGUGGUUCCAGCUGAUGCGGCCCGCCGAGCGCAAGAAGCGAGUCUUUGAGGAUCACUACCGCGACAUUCUGACUCCAGCCGCGCUGGAUAUGAUCACGCAAGUCUUCCAGUACGACCCUAGCAAGCGGCCGAGCGCCGAUGAGGUGCUGCAGCAUCCAUUCUUCAUGUCAGAGGAACCCGCCCCUCAGCAAGCUAUUGAACUGGAGCACGUUGAAGGGGACUGGCACGAGUUCGAGUCCAAAGCUCUGCGUAAGGAGGCCAAGCGAGCUGAGCAGCAGAGCCAAAGGGACCGGGAGAAGCGCAAGGCCGAGGCAUCCGUUCCAACGAGCGAUCGGGACCCUAAACGCGCUCGCGCCGAAGGCACUCACCAGACAUCUGGUCCUGUAUGA